CUGGGUCUGUCUUGGCUGGGUGGGAGCAUGUGGGCGGAGAGCACCCUUGUUUCACCUGGGAAGCAGGAAGAGCUGGGGACUGGCAGGGCCCUUUGUACCUAACCCUUAUCCUUACCUGUUCCUUGUACUGGGAGCUUGGGGCAUUGGCCAGCUGUGCCUGUCGAAUCAGAGAGAGAGUCCUGGGGCUCAGCCUGCUGCCUCCACGGCUGUCAGGGACAGCUCACUGCCUUCACUCACAUGGACCAAAGCAGGUUGUAGCUACCAUGGUGACAGGAUGCAAACAGUAACAGACUGGGUGGGAACAUGGAGCCUGCACCUACCCUGGCAGUGGCACCUGGGAAGAGGGCCAGGAGCAGGCCCAUCCCUGUGCUUCAGCAGAUCCUGAAGCAGGAGGAGGUGGGCAAGGGCAGGAACAAGCGAGGAGGGAAACCCAAAUCCCUGGGAGCACACACUGCCUGGCUGCUGGCAAAGGUGGAGGACUACAAGAAGCUGGUGCAAAGGUGGGAGCAGGAGCGGCAGCAGGCACUGCAGAGGGUGCAGCAGGAGCAGCGGUCCCUGGUCGCAAGCUGGCGGCAGCUCCGCCACGGCCUUGCAGAGGAGCUGCGCCUUGCCAGCAAGGAGCUUGUGCUGGUGCGGCGCGCAGCCCUGUGCUCCCUGCUCCAGCAAGAACAGCUGCAGCAUCAACAGGAGCUGGCACGGCUCGGCUGGGCCUUCUACACAGAGCGGCUCUGAGCGCCCAAGAAACCCCCUCCCAGUGCCGGCUGCGUGUGCAGAGUCACACUGGGGUAGGCAGCAGGAGAUGCCUUCCUGGGGGCCCUGUCACAGAGGGGCACAGACUGGGCAGAGUGACCGCAGUGGCAGCACAAGCUGCCCAAUGACUCAGGCACUGCAGUGACCUGUGUGGGGUUGCCCAUUUCCACCCCUCCACACUCAGUGCCUCCAGAUUCACAGCCUUCGUUGCAUCCCGGCACUUCCCCCUCUUCGCUCACCAGAGCCAAGCAGUGCCCUAUGAACCAGGAGCAGCUAUGGAAAAUGCAGUCGGAUGCGCAUAGAGAUGCCGUCACUCCUCUGUCUUGUCAUGAAUGUGUCAGCUAAUUACCAUUAAAUCAGGGUCGAGAGG
Messenger RNA from Alligator sinensis (Chinese alligator), 1120 nucleotides. It is a transcript of the gene CFAP141, whose product is annotated as chromosome unknown C1orf189 homolog. Bases 304 to 732 code for a protein of 142 amino acids. Lineage: Eukaryota; Metazoa; Chordata; Crocodylia; Alligatoridae. The transcript has 5 exons. The record is from RefSeq and is a predicted model, not a curated record.